AAUCACAUCAAAAAAAACCAAACGGGUCCCUGAAAAAAAACAUUGUUUUUUUUUUUGUGCAGUCAAGAGAGAAAAAAAGAGCGAUGGUUCGAGGGAAAGGGAGAGAUUAUAUGCCGAGAAAGAAAAUCGUCAAUUCCGCGGCAUCGACGGCGGUGAAAAUAUCAAAAGCGGCAGACCCGAUGAAAAGCUCGGUUACCGCGGCGGUUAAAGAAAUCCGGUACCGCGGUGUAAGGAAGCGACCAUGGGGUCGAUUCGCUGCUGAGAUUAGAGAUCCCUGGAAGAAAGCUCGAGUCUGGUUGGGGACCUUUGAUACCGCUGAAGAAGCUGCACAUGCUUAUGAUUCAGCCGCGAUUAAAUUUCGCGCUUCGAAGGCGAAAACUAAUUUCCCUAUCCCUGAACAUAUCCUUGCGGCUGAGACUGCAGCUGCGGCCGCUCAGAAUCCUCAGCCUUUGGUUGCUGUUGAUAACCGUCGGGCUGAGGUUUUGAAAUUUGUUGAACCUGAAGUUGUUCAGGUUAAUUGGCCUACUUCAAGCAGUAUGAGUAGUACUGUUGAAUCUUUGAGUGGGCCUAGGAUUGUUCAGGUUGUUGGUUCUUCGUCUUCUUCUGCUGUUUCCAGGGUUCCUAUUGUUGCUGGUGCUGGUGGUGGAGCUGCUCAACCUGUUGGUGCUGCUGCUGCUCGUGCUGGCAAAAAAUUUCAUAGUGGCUGUGAUUCAUCUACAUCUGCUGUUGAUGAUGACGAAAAUUGUGUUAUUCUCAGUUCUUCUACUGCUUCAGUGAGGAAGCCUAUGGUCCAGGCUCCGGCCCAGGCUCAUGUUCAUGCUCCCGCUCAGGUUCCGGCUCAGGUUCAGGUUCCGGCGCAGGCUCAGGCUCAGGCUCAAGUUCAAGCUCUGGUGUUUGCUAUUGAUCUGAAUUUGCCUCCUCCGAUGGAUGAUGAAUAACCUUUAUUUGACUGACUUUGAUUCAUCUUGUAUCUUUAGUUCUCAUUCUUCCAUCCAAUAUUACUCUCAUCCAUAAUAAAAAUAGUCAAUUCGAGAA
Molecule: messenger RNA, 1035 nt
Organism: Medicago truncatula (barrel medic)
Lineage: Eukaryota; Viridiplantae; Streptophyta; Magnoliopsida; Fabales; Fabaceae
Product: ethylene-responsive transcription factor 3
Exons: 2
Coding region: 84-938 (284 amino acids)
Biological process (GO): regulation of DNA-templated transcription
Molecular function (GO): DNA-binding transcription factor activity; DNA binding
Source: RefSeq, a predicted model, not a curated record